Molecule: messenger RNA, 3223 nt
Organism: Diospyros lotus (date-plum)
Lineage: Eukaryota; Viridiplantae; Streptophyta; Magnoliopsida; Ericales; Ebenaceae
Product: inactive leucine-rich repeat receptor-like protein kinase CORYNE
Exons: 2
Coding region: 1005-2204 (399 amino acids)
Biological process (GO): protein phosphorylation
Molecular function (GO): protein kinase activity; ATP binding
Source: RefSeq, a predicted model, not a curated record
GCUGGUGAAAAUGUGAGGAGAAAUCGACGGCCCAAAGCUUAGGACGCAUGGCCAUGGUGGCAGACCACUAAAGGACCGACAGAUCUGCCUUUCUUUUGCUUUGUAUAUGUGUAUUUGUCGCUCAUUAUGUAUCUCAUGCACAGACUUCGAUGUUUCACUUUCCGCCUCAGCAGCAACCACAGCAGUAGUAGCAGCAGCAGCGCAGCAACAUUGCCCAACGCCAAAGCAAGCACCUAUCAUCCGUCUGCCCCACUUUGGUCCAUGGCGGGAACCAAAUGUUUUGUCACUUGCCCAUUGGUUUUUGUAGUUAGGAGAAGAGAGAAGCAGAAAUGGAGAGAGAGAGAGAGAGAGAGAGAGGUAUCUCAUUCUCAUUCUUCUCUCUUAUUAUUAUAAUAUAAUCUUUGGACUGCGACUGAAACCCUGUUUCUGAUUCCUCCUUUUUCUUCUUUCUCAUUCGCGCAUUCGAACUAACAGUCGUGGGUUCUGUGUUUGUUCGGUCGCUUGUGUCUCGAGUUCCUUCCUUUGCCCCAAGAAAGAGAACCUACGACUCGUUUUUCUGGUUCGCCGAGUCCCGACUCGAAUCUGCAAACUGUUCUCUUCGAAUUUCGUUUGAAGUGAUUGUUGAACUUUCAAACCCCCUCUUCCAUCCUAAAGGAAAGUUUUUGACUGUGGGAGCGUUGUUCGGCCUCUGUUCUCGGAUUGCGCAUAUUCACUCUCUGCCGCCUCAAACUGAUUCGUUAUCAAGGAUAGGAAUAUGUGACGAGCUGAUUCUCUUCGUCUUCCUCUUCACGAUUUUGCGCCAAGACAGAAGUACACCCAGAAGCCCAAAAAAAAAAAAAAAAAUGAUUCCUUUUCCUCUUCUCAUAAAAUUUUCUCCGCUUCCUUCAAGCAAUUGAAGCUCGUCUGGUAGCGUCUCGCCGGACUUCUUUGGGAAAAUUAGCAAGUUCUUGAGGUUGGUUUAAGCCAUGGGAUGAGUUCCCGAAUACUCCGAUUCUCCAUUCCCUAUGCUAAGGCUUGUGCUUUACAUGGAGAAGACGAACUUUCUAACUCUGGAACUGGUCUUACUGGUUAAUCUCUGCCUAUGCGACGCUUCUGGGCAAUGCCAAAACAGGUCUUCUUCAAUCAAUCAUGUCUCGGCUCAGCCGCCAUCCCCACCCAAGUCACCGGAACUAAGGAACGGGUUCCAAAAGGUCAUUCUCAGCAUUGUGUUUGGGAUUCUAACCGGCUUGAUUGGCGCUUUUCUCUUCGCUUGCAUAGUUCGCUGCUUCGUUCGUUACAUAGCCAGAACCCCCAUUCUCAAAGGCCCCGUUAUAUUUUCCCCCAAAAUCGCUCCCAAGACCCUUCAAUCUGCCCUCGCAACCGAGAACCAGUUGCUGGGGUCUAGCUCCAAUGGGAAGUACUACAAAACAGUUCUUGACAAUGGCCUCAUAGUUGCAGUGAAGAGGCUCGAGCCCUUUGGGCCUAGCUCUCCAGAGACUCAAAGCAAGUCGGUCAAGAGGCGGAUGCAGCAGGAGCUUGAGAUGCUUGCCAGCUUAAGCCACCGGAAUUUGAUGAGCUUGAGGGCUUUUGUUCGCGAACCUGACCGGAUUUGUUUGGUUUAUGACUAUAUGCCCGUUGGUAGCCUUGAAGACGCCAUGAACAGAGUGAGGGAAAACCAGUUGCAGCUUAGUUGGGAAGUUCGGCUUAGGAUUGCGGUCGGGAUAGUUAAGGGGCUCCAGUACCUUCACUUCAGUUGUUCACCCAGAGUUUUCCACUACAAUUUGAAGCCGACGAAUGUGAUGGUGGAUGCAGAUUUUGAACCUAGGCUGGCAGAUUGCGGUUUGCCCAAGGUGAUGCCCGGCAUGGAUAGAGCAACAUCAGGCUACAGUGCUCCAGAGUGUUUCCAGGACUGCAGGUAUACUGACAAGAGUGACGUGUUCAGCUUUGGAGUUAUACUGGGUGUGCUGUUGACUGGCAGAGAUCCAAUGGAUCCAUUCUUUGGGGAAGCAGCGAGUGGGGGCAGCAUGGGGCAGUGGCUUCGGCAUCUGCAGCAAGUAGGGGAGGCCCGAGAGGCCUUAGACAAGAGUAUUCUAGGCGAAGAAGUAGAAGAAGAUGAGAUGCUUAUGGCAGUGAGAAUUGCUGUUGUAUGCUUAUCCGAUUUGCCUGCCGAUCGGCCUUCGAGCGAUGAGCUUGUUGCUAUGCUCACUCAACUCCAUAGUUUCUAAACAAACGUAAGAACUCCCACACUUCCACUUCCACUUCCACUUCAACGCAUUUGGUUGUUUAUACAGCUUCUGUAUGUGCCAUCGCUAUUUGUAGCUAGGCUGGUUGGGUUUGCCGUGGAAGCAACCAAAAAGCUAUGCAGAUCCAAUCAUUUUUUGCUCUCUUCUUCGUUUACUUUUGAGAGAUUUUGGAUUUAGGCAUAUAUGGUGUUUGAAUGAUGUUCAAGUAUACCCAAUAGUCCAUGCAGAGUUGGCUUUAGUUGGAAUGGUCAGAGUUUUGUAGAUUGCUAGUUGGGGUUGCUGUGAUUCUGGUAUUUGAGUUUUGUUGACUUUUCUAGUUCCCUCUAGCUAUAUUCUAACAUAGGGGCACGCACACGUUGAAGGAUGCAUGUGAAGAAGAGAAGAGAAGAGAAGAGGAUAAAAGGGGCCUUUUCAUGAGGCUCCCCUUUUGUCUGGGUUAAUUGAUGCGUAUCGUCGUUUAAUAACUUUGAAAACACUCUGAUUUUUCGCUAAUCAGAGAAACAAUCUUAAUUUUGCUGCAAAAACAACUCAAUGAGGAUGUUGAAAGAUAUUUGUAGUAAAGUGGAUGAUAAAGGAAGGAGAAUUUGCAGUCAGAAAAGAGUGUUGGAAACAUAGGCAAUGAUUUGUAGCGAUGGGUGGGUGCGGUUGUGGUUGCAGUCUUCUUUAAGGACAGCUUGAUGGAAAUUAGCUGAUGAUGAUGGUUUACUAUGGCAUCUCGUGGCUCUCUUUUAUCCUUUCCGCGGAUGAGCAUGGUUUGGUCGUGCCAACAAAAGCCACAUCAAUUGUACCUUCUUUCUUUUUCUUUUUUUUUUCUUUUUUGUUUAAUAUAAUAUAUAAUAAUGGAGAUUGUAAUAUAAAGUUCACGUGCUUGCGUCUGAGUCUGAGUUAACAGAUGAUGCAUGUUCAGUGGGUACUGUAGGUCAGAUGAUUAUAACAGUGGGUAUGUCCAUGUCCAUCGUGUCCUGUGCAAAACCUACGGUUGAAGGAAGUUUGUUUUUUUU